Musca vetustissima is the source of this 561-nucleotide messenger RNA. RefSeq names its product multiple inositol polyphosphate phosphatase 1-like. NCBI's taxonomy places the organism in Eukaryota, Metazoa, Arthropoda, Insecta, Diptera, Muscidae. Gene Ontology annotation, molecular function: acid phosphatase activity; inositol phosphate phosphatase activity. The record is from RefSeq and is a predicted model, not a curated record. The transcript is spliced from 3 exons. The coding region runs from base 1 to 561 and encodes 186 amino acids.
AUGGGAGGAGAAGACAAAACGGCCGAUAAAGAUGAAUUCAAAAUGGACAUUGAGAGACAUUUAUCAACAAAAACACCAUAUCGAGCCAUAGCUAAUCUCAACGACAAACCCAUUACUGUGGAAGGAUGUCGACCCACACGACUGUGGUCCAUAAUAAGACAUGGUACAAGAAAUCCCAGCAAAAAGGUGAUCAAACAGGCCAAAACCCAAUUGACUCAACUCAAAGAGAAACUUCUGAUGCAGAAAGACACUGAAUUGUGUCCGAAAUUUUUUGAACAUUUGCGAACAUGGUCAUUUAAUGUUUCCACCGAGGAAGAAAAAUAUUUAGUAGCCGAAGGCGAAGAUGAACAUAUUGAAUUGGCAGAACGUAUGCAAAAUCGUUUUCCCAACCUGUUGGCUGUAGAAUAUGAUCCGCAAAUGUUCUAUUUCAAAUAUACUGCAACACAGAGAACAUACAAAAGUGCCCAAAGUUUUGCAACUGGCCUCUUUGGUAGACAUCGUAUUCAUGAGAUUAUUUAUCCGGAACCAUUGUCAAAGGAUCCUGUACUAAGGGUAAGUUAA